AUGGGUUUUUGGAACGGAGUUUGGGAGGUUACCAAAACCGUUACUAAAGCAGCAACAGUAGGUGCUGCGGCAGCAGUUAUUACGACGGCAACCGGUCCCUUUGCAGUUCCUAUUGGUGCUGUUCUUUGGUCGGCUGGAAAAGCAGUAGAAGAAGUUUCGCAAGAAUACGAAAAUAAAAAUUGGGAAAGAGUUGGCAAGUUCUCCCAAGACUUAGGCGCUGAUAGUUUUAGUGGCGGUUCUUGGGAAGUAUUCACUAAUAGUGCCAUGGUUGGUAAAAAUGUAGCCAAGGUGGCUGGGUUUGUAAAAGAAGGAAACGAUCUUUUCGAAGAGAUGACUUGUAUACCUCCCG
Molecule: messenger RNA, 349 nt
Organism: Funneliformis geosporum
Lineage: Eukaryota; Fungi; Glomeromycota; Glomeromycetes; Glomerales; Glomeraceae
Source: the annotation of a GenBank genome assembly